AUAAGAGUCUAAGUGAUUAUGUAUUAAAGGUAAGAUUCUUUCACGAUUCCUUGUAUUGCUAGACGAGAUUUAAAGGCAUCUUUUACAAAACGCGUUACAUUUCCACCUGUGAAUACUGUGAUUAAUUAACAUUAAUCAAUUAAAACCACACGACUCAUCAACUUACAUAAAAUUUUUGCGGAUCGCUGAACUCGUAGAGCACUUUUCAAUUAACAAAGGAUAUCAGUAUAACACAUUGUUGUUCUUUUAUUUACGUAUACUUAAAGGCACGGGAGCACAGUUGAUUAGUGAUUAGUGAUUAGUAGUUAGUGAUUAGGUAUAUAUAAAACUCUCAACGUAUGGGAAAGCAAGAACAAUUUUAAGUUGAAAAACUUUUGGAGAAAAUUGGUUUAAUACGCAAUAAGUGUCAGUUUGGUAUAAUAAAAAAAAAAACAAUAAUAAAAUAACUUCAUAUUUAAUGAGUGUUUACCGAUAGGAUGCAGGCACAGUUUAAAUAUAAUACCAAAAACAUUACGUAGCCAAGGAAGUCGUACGUAACGUCUACGAGCGUAGGCCUACGCCGUAGACUUAGCGGAUGUCCGUCGUCUCAAAGCUACAAGGCAAGACGAAACAGCUACGAGCAAUUAUUAAAUUUGUUUUUCGAUCGCUUAUAAACCGUCGCAUUUCCCAAACGUUUACGGCAUUUCUUGUUGAUUUAGAAGCUUGAAACCAUACAAGAAGCUAUUUCUAUACCAAUCACAGGUAAAAAGAAACUAAAACAGGUGUAUUGGUAGUUUUGCCACAAAGAAUGCGUUACAUUUUGGUUCUAAGAAACCUGCUUUACACUAAGAUGUGUUUAACAUUUCUGUAAAAUAUUGGAUACAUUUUUAAGGAAAUUAAGUCACUAAGCGAGUACAUAUAAAGUAUAUAUUCGGGUGUCAUUAUGUCGGGUAAAUGUCUCCGGCUUCGGACAGAGCUCAGGUGUUUGUUCCUCGUCUAGACGCCGCGAUAAACCUCCAUUCGUAUACAUUCACGUAACAUAGAAAAGUAAAGUGACUGAUGCUACCGGCGCACACUGGGGCAAGCUGUAUGAAGGCGAUGCCCAAAAUUGAAUUUCUAAAAUGAGGGUAUUUCAAGAAACUUAUGACAAAACAUCAAAGUUCGAUAUAUUUCGCAUCACAUAGCAUUGAUAUUAUCCAUCCAAAGGUUAUCAGUUCGCUAAUAUAUUGCCACAAAGUUGAUAGAAUUGAUAGUUGUUGCAUUUGCACUAUUUCGUCUGCGUGAUUCAAGUGUACAUAACUUCACUGUUAUUGAAGUUAUCCAAAAACUAAAAUAUGUCCAGUGAAGAUCAAGAUAUGUCGAAAAACGUCAUUAUCAGUAGAAAAACUUUAGUAGAAGUAUUUUUUAAGAGUAAAUAUAAAUCAUUUGAUAGUAAAUUUAAAGAAAUAAUAGAUUUUGUUGCUUCCCAAACGAAUUGUCCUACGCAAUCUCGUACAGAUUUAACUUUACAACUGCGUAACUUCAAGCGACAAUUUAACACGAAAUGGUUACUACACGGUAAACAUAGAGAAAGACUAUUCGCUAAUGAAAAGACUUGGUUGGAUGGAAGUUGUAAAUUUACACGUUUUGUAGUCAUAAACUCAGGAAGGCCCACUUCAAAUUUUAGUGACUCUAGCGAAAAUUCAAAACGCAGAAAAACAUCUAGUCUGCGUGCUGAGAUGGAUGCAGAUUUUUUAACUUAUGCAGCACAAAUGAAGCUAAGGUCCUCAGGUAGAACCACAGAAGCACAAGUUAUUAAAAAAAUGUCAGUAUGUCCCAAAUACGCAAAAGACUGUUUUGACAUAUCUACCGAAAUAAAGGUCAAGAAAAUAUCACCGCGGGAAGCACUUUCAUUACUAAUUGAGGCUCAACUAUCUCGUAAACAAUAUGAAAUUAUCAGAAACUACGCUAAAGAUAUUUUUCCAUCUUACAAGUUGGUGCAGGCAGAAAAGGCUCUUUGCUAUCCGAAAGACGUUCAGGUUACAGAAACUGAAGCUGUCGUGCCCCUUCAGUCGUUGCUUGAUCACACUGCCACUCGUCUGAUACAUUCACAAAAAAGUGUUCUUCUUACGCAGUCAAUAAGCUCUUCGGAUAAAAUUGUAUUGCAUACGAAAUGGGGUUUUGACGGAAGCUCCAGUCAUACCCAAUACAAACAAAAGUUUAUUUCGGAGACUGCUGACGACAAAUAUAUGUUUUUAAGUAGUCUCGUUCCAUUAAGACUUUCGUAUGAGAAAAAUGAUAGCACAGUUGUUUUGUGGCAAAAUCCAAAGCCUUCUUCAUCACGAUUUUGUCGGCCGAUAAGUCUCCAGUAUCGUAAAGAAACUGAUGAAUUAGUCAAAGCAAAAAAACAAGACAUUGAUCAACAAGUUGAAAAUUUGUCACCAACAAAGAUUAAAGUGAAUGAGAAUGUAUAUGAAGUUGUGCAUAAGGCUAUUUUUACAAUGGUGGAUGGUAAAUUAUGUAAUGCCCUCUCAGAUACGAAAUCUACAUUGAAGUGUUAUUUAUGUAAUGCCACCUCUAAAGAAUUUAAUAAUUUAAAUACUGUUCUGCAAAAACCCGUCAAAAAUGAUUUCAUAUCGUUUGGUUUAUCAGUCUUACAUUGCUGGAUACGAUUGUUUGAAUUUUUUUGCACCUUUCUUAUAAAUUACCCAUUCAGGAGUGGCGUGUGAAUAAAGAAAACAAAGAGACAGUAGAACAAAAUAAAAAACGAAUUCAGACUGAGUUUAGAAAACAACUAUCCCUUAUUGUAGACAAACCAAAACCUGGCUUUGGCAACAGCAAUGACGGGAAUGUGGCACGUAUUUUCUUCCAAAACUUUGAAAAGUCAGCCGCGAUAACACAGAUUGAUUCGCAGCUUAUAAAACGAUUCUACAUAAUAUUGCAAACGAUAUCAAGUGGGUUUAAAAUAAAUUCACACAAGUUUCAAACAUUUUGUCAUGAAACUGCUUCUCUUUACGUAAGUCUGUAUCCAUGGAUGCCAAUGACACCUACAGUCCACAAACUUUUAAUACAUGGCCCUGAAAUUGUUACCCAAGCUUUGUUGCCGAUUGGUCAACUCAGUGAAGAAGCCCAGGAGUCUAGAAAUAAGGAUUUUAAAACGUAC
This is a messenger RNA of Trichoplusia ni (cabbage looper), 3121 nucleotides long. RefSeq lists its product as uncharacterized. NCBI's taxonomy places the organism in Eukaryota, Metazoa, Arthropoda, Insecta, Lepidoptera, Noctuidae. The record is from RefSeq and is a predicted model, not a curated record. Bases 1314 to 2687 code for a protein of 457 amino acids. The transcript is spliced from 2 exons.